This is a messenger RNA of Carlito syrichta (Philippine tarsier), 4475 nucleotides long. RefSeq names its product centrosomal protein 162 (gene CEP162). The record is from RefSeq and is a predicted model, not a curated record. Gene Ontology annotation, cellular component: axonemal microtubule; centrosome; centriole. NCBI's taxonomy places the organism in Eukaryota, Metazoa, Chordata, Mammalia, Primates, Tarsiidae. The transcript has 27 exons. Gene Ontology annotation, biological process: cilium assembly. Bases 121 to 4320 code for a protein of 1399 amino acids.
GGAGGAACGAUGGUGGGCGCUGACUGUUUACUUCGUGAAUGUCAAGUCUUCCCUUUCGCAGUGUUUCCAGUGUUGCAAAUACUUUAGAACGUUUACUUUGGGAUGUGAAGAUUAUCGAUUAUGGCUCACUAUUCCAAAGAAGAGCUGGAUGAAGAAUUUGAACAAUUUAUAAAAGAGCUUUCAGAUGAUUCUUUUGAAAAUUCAAACAAAACACCUAAACAACCUAAAAAAGAAAUGAAGAAAAAUAUAGUACCUUGGUGGAUUACUGAAGAUGAUUUUGAAGAUGGUGGACUUCUUGGGACAAAAGUGAGCUAUUUGAAAACAAAGAAGACAUCUCAGCGUGUUAUGGAAGUAGAAGAGGAGUCUGCUGAAAAGAUUCAAAUUCUUAAGAGCAGUGGAACCUCGAUCAUAAGCACGGACAGCUUAGAAACAAAUGAACUAGUAGUUUCUGAGCUCAAUCGUAGUAUUCUUGGAUUGGGAUUGGACACAUUAGAAGAACAAGAAGAGAAAGAGCAGUUUUUUGCCAGACUUGAGAAAGGCUUGACAUCUUCCAUUGAUUAUUCAAAAUUAAAUAAGGAACUGGAUUCUGAUGAUUCUACACAUUUUAAAGCUUUACGUAGUAAUCAAGCCAGUGUAGAACUAACUGAAGAUGAACAUGAGAAUGAAUCAAAACCCGAACUGACAGAAAAUUACAGUGAUGAUUUUGAAAAUGAGGAGGAUAUCAAUGCGCCUUUACCUACUGAAGAUGAAGAGACUCAUUCCAAAGAGAAUUCCACAUCAGAAAAAAUAAAUGUACCCAAACAGGAAGAAGAAAAAACCGGCAUGCUGGCUAAUGUUGUGCUGCUUGAUUCGUUAGACUCUGUUGCAGAAGUCGACCUUGAUGAACCAGAUAAAGCAACAACUAAGCCAAAGACCCUACCAGAAGUGACUGAUCAUGAAAUGACAGGAACAGGUAUCUCUUAUGGACAAAGCAAUAGUGACAUUGAAUCCCUACAUCAGGCUUACUGCCAUAUAGCCAAUUCUUUGGGAGAUGCAGAUGAAUGCAGAAUUGAGAGUAACACAAUGGAAAAUAGUAAGAGCUCAGUGAAAGAUCAUCUUCAAGAAAAUGAAGAGUCUUCAAAAAACAUCUCUACUACUGAAUCUGAUCUGCCCACAGUAGAGGAGCUGAUGAAACCUAUCAGAAUAGAGUCCUUCGGGGUCAGUGGUUUUGCUUUACAGCCUGUCAGCUCUAAGAAAGUAGCUGAUAGUAAAGAAACUGAAUUUGUUAGCCCUUUGCCCCUAAAGAUGAAUUCAAGUGUUACAUCACAAGAUCCACCACAUGAGAAACAAUUUUUUGAAAAAAAUGAAACGGAUGUAAUUCUACAGAAGACAACAAAUGAGAGCAUGAAAAAUAGCUGUCCAGGAGUAACUGCUACAGAAGAACAUAUUGAUAAGAUGUACCUUGAUAUUUUGAGGAAAAAAAUAUCUGUUACUCCUUCAUUAUCUCAGGAUGACAAAAUUAAUAAAACUUUUAGAUCUCAGCUCAGCUCUGGAGAGGAAGGGACUGUAACCGAUAAAGAGGUACCAUACAAGAAGGCCAGAAGUGCACCUCCUUUACUAAAAAGGAAACCCCAGAGUGGAUUAUAUGCAUCAGUUAGGAGCUCAGGCUAUGGCAAACCCAGUUUACCACUGAAGAUAUAUUCUACUCUUGAAAAGAAAACUUCAAAGGACAUUAUGAAAAACAAAAGCUUGAGAUCCAUUCCCAUCUCAAAUCAAGCUAGGAAAAAAGAAAUCUUAUCGGAAACAAAACUCAUCAAGCCUGCAGCUAUGGAUAAAGCAGCUCCCAAAGCUGAGAGUUGCCUGGCUACUCCCAAGAAGUCUGAACAGCCUACAGAAACUGAUUCUUGUGUUCAAUUUCACACUGACUCUUCAGGAUACUGUGGUGAGAACAAGGAGAAAGAGUUACAUAUGUUUCAAAGAGUUCAGGAGGCUGAGGAGAAAUGGAGGGGUGCGCAAGCCCUAAUAGAGCAGAUUAAAGCCACAUUCUCAGAGAAAGAGAAAGAGCUGGAAAACAAGGUGGAAGAACUGAAGAGACAACAGGAAAAAGAGCUCUUCAGAUUGAAUCAAGAUAAUUAUAUUCUUCAAACCAAGUUAAGUAGCUUUGAAGAAACAAACAAAAAGCAAAGAUGGUUAUGUUUCGGAGAAGCAAGUGAUCCUGUCACUGGAGAAAAAUUGAAGCAAAUCCAAAAAGAAAUAGAAGAACAAGAGACACUUCUUCAAGGAUACCAACAGGAAAAUGAAAGAUUGUAUAAUCAAGUAAAAGAUCUCCAAGAACAAAACAAGAAAAAUGAGGAGCGAAUGUUUAAGGAGAACCAGGGUUUAUUCAGUGAGUUAGCUUCCUUGAAAGAACAGAUGCACAAGAGUCGUUUUCUGUCUCAAGUAGUUGAAGAUUCAGAGCCCACCAGAAACCAAAGUUUUACAGAUCUGCUAGCAGAACUACGGGUGGCACAGAAAGAAAAAAACAGUUUCUUAGAAGAUAACAAAAGACUGAAACAAGAAAAACAAGCUCUUGAAGUAGACUUGGCAAAAAUGAAGAAAGAGAGGGACCAAGCCAAAGAUCAGGUUGCUUAUGCCACAGGUGAAAAAUUAUAUGAAAUAAAAAUUUUAGAAGAAACACAUAAACAAGAAAUUAGUCGUCUGCAAAAAAGACUACAGUGGUAUGCUGAAAAUCAGGAACUUCUGGAUAAAGAUGCAGUUCGGCUUAAAGAAGCAAAUGAAGAAAUUGAGAAUCUCAAACUUGAGGUUGAGAAACUGAAAGCUGAAUCUGGGAAUCCAUCUAUUCAGCAGAAGAUACGCUUAAAAGAAAAAGCAGUUGAUGCCAAAAAAAUUCAGGAUCUGGAGCGACAAGUUAAGGAAAUGGAAGGAAUUUUAAAGAGAAGAUACCCCAAUUCAUUGCCUGCUUUAAUAUUAGCUGCAUCAGCAGCUGGUGAUACAGGGAGUAGAAAUACAGUGGAAUUUAUGGAAAAAAGGAUAAAAAAACUAGAAACUGAUCUGGAAGGCAAAGAUGAAGAAGCAAAGAAAAGUCUUCGUACCAUGGAGCAACAGUUUCAGAAAAUGAAGAUUCAGUAUGAACAGAGACUAGAGGAGCAGGAGCAGCUGCUUGCCUGCAAGUUGAACCAACAUGACAGCUCCUCCAGGGUUAAAGUGCUAGAGAAGGAACUCAGCGACAUUAAGGAAGCCCAUCAAAUCACUGUAGGAAAGCUUGAAGCUGAAAUAGAUGUUCUUAAACAUCAGAAUGCUGAAUUAGAACUCAAGAAAAAUGAUAACGAUGAUAAAGACUUUCAAUCUAUAGAAUUCCAGGUUGAACAGGCUCGUGCGAAAGCUAAACUGGUAAGACUCAAUGAAGAGCUGGCUGCAAAAAAGAGAGAAAUACAAGACCUUUCGAAAACAGUGGAGAGGCUUCAGAGGGAAAGAAGAUUGAUGCUGUCGAAUCAGAACUCAAAGGGCAGGGAGGAAACAUCUGCCAAAAGGGCAAAGAGAGAUGUUUUGCAGCCAAAUAGAGGAGGUGCUAACUUCCCUGGAACCCUGGACAACAAGCUUUACCAACCACGUACUUUCAUGGAUUCCCAUAUUUCAGAGGUUUUACAAGAAAACCGCCAAUUGAAAACUGAACUAGAGGGAUUAAUAACAGAGAGGAAUGUGCUUAAGAUGAAGUCUGAAGCAGCAGUGAACCAGUUUGAAAACUCCAUGAAAAGGGUUAAGGAAGAUACUGCAGCGCACAUUUCAUCCCUCAAAGCAUCUCAUCAGAGGGAAAUAGAGAAACUCCUCUGCCAAAAUGCAGUGGAAAAUUCUUCUUCCAAAGUAGCUGAACUAAAUCGUAAAAUAGCAACUCAAGAGGUACUUAUAAAACAUUUUCAAAGUCAAAUUAAUGAGCUGCAAAGUAAACAAGAAUCCCUUGUAGUUUUUCAAGUUCGAGAAGAAAUCCUACAGAAAGAGAUUUCAAAACUCUUAGAAGAAUUGAGGCAAGCCAAAGAAAACCAUACACCAGAGAUGAAACACUUUAUGGACUUAGAAAAGAAGAUCAAGCAGAUGGAAAUGAGACAUGCACAACGAGAACAGGAACUUCAACAGAUAAUACUUCAGACACACCAAGUAGUAGAAACUGAGCAAAACAAAGAAACGGAGAAAUGGAAACGACUCACACAGUUAAAAAACCGUGAGCUGGACAAGUUCCGCGCAGAGUUAGACUCCAUCCUAGAUGUUCUCCGAGAGCUGCACCGACAGGGGGUGGUUGUGCCGGCCGCUUUUGCAGAUGAAGUGAAUGCACCAGAGAGUUGCUAGAAGCUUGGAUCUCACGUGACUUCACUGAAAAGCCUGAGGAUGGAUGGGACUGUGCCUCUGUCAGCAGGACAGCUUUUAUCAGGUCUGUGUUCCAGUUUGUUUCUGGAAAGCAAGCAGCAUUUCUAAAUAAAUUGCCCUCGCCAGUUAGGAAAGAA